Molecule: messenger RNA, 1635 nt
Organism: Owenia fusiformis
Lineage: Eukaryota; Metazoa; Annelida; Polychaeta; Sabellida; Oweniidae
Source: the annotation of a GenBank genome assembly
AUUUAUGUCAUCCAUGGAUAUAUUUUCAAUCGGUACAGAUUGAUUCAGAGUUUGUCAUGGAUUCAUCCAAAAAUAGAAAUGUACUGAUAUAAAACUUCAAAAUGCAAUAUUGUCGUCGAUGACGUCACGGGAGAACCCGCCAUCUUGUGAAAUACAAGAUUCUUAUCGAGUUUUUAUUCAUCCAGAUUUAUCAAGAUUUCACCUACGAAAAGGACGAUUUCACCACUCAAUGAAAACGAACGUUUUGUUUUUUGGACAAGCCGGUGUAACAUUUAUGGAGUUCCUGAGGAACAGUGGGGAGUACUGCCAGGCCCAACACGAGUGAACACUCACCUGAUUGCCCCGUCCUUGCGACAAGUCACACCUCAUACCAUACUCACCUAGCGCUUGAUACACGACUCAAGGGCUUAUUAGGCAAUUUACACAGAAAUCGAAUGGGGUAAACUCACUGAACUUUCGUAUUGUUUCUCUGAGGGAGGGGGAGAGGAUUAUCCACCACAUUAGGGGACACAGCUACUGCUGGGGAGAUAUCGCUGCUCUGGAACCCUGGGUAGGGACCUCACUUGCAGUUCACUGGUGCCAAGCCAUACAUACACUGCUGACACCUAUUUGGAGUAUUGUGAAUCAAUAGGGAAUUAUUGUCUCAAUACAUACAUCGGCCAUAAUAUUCUAGUCUUGUUUGUCAUAUACAGAGCAUGACAAAUAUGAAGAACCGUAAACCAGAACCAGCUGAGAUAGAGUUUAAGAACAUGCGAUUCCUUAUCACUGAUAGACCUAGUGACUCUAACAUGGACAAGUACAUUGAGGAGCUAAAGAAACAUCAUGCUCAAGAUGUUGUACGAGUCUGUGAACCAACCUACAAAGUAGAAAAACUGGAAAGAGAAGGAAUUCGCGUCUUGGACUGGGCAUUUGAUGAUGGUAACCCACCACCCCUUGAAGUCAUGGAUGACUGGUUCAACCUUCUUAAGACCCGCUUCAAAGAUGAGCCAGGAUGUUGCGUGGCUGUACACUGUGUAGCGGGAUUAGGAAGAGCACCAGUGUUGGUUGCUAUAGCUUUAAUAGAAGCAGGGAUGAAGUAUGAAGAUGCUGUUGAACUGAUUCGAAGAAAGCGUCGUGGUGCAAUCAAUGCCAAACAACUGGAUUUUCUAUCCAAAUAUCGGCCCAAAUCUCGACUAAAGAUCAAGAAUGGCAACGGAAAAGGCUGCACAAUCAUGUAACAAUUGUAAUUAUGUGGAAAUAAUACAGAAUAUUCAAAAGGAGUAUAAGACAUAUUACUACAAAUGCCUUACUGUAUCUAAACCUACCUUUCAAAUGAUGUAUAUUCAUUUUCUAUCGAGCUUCAAAUGGGAUUUUCUGUGAAAAGUGUGCAUUUUGUAAAUCCGGUCACUUUGAUAUCUGAUGUGCCUACAUCCAUGUUAUUUGGCUGGGAGAACAUCAUUUGAUUUAUGAAUCUACAAAACCAAGGAAGGUUUAUAUCUAUGUACACUCCCCUAAAAAAGUUUGGCAACUGAAAAUCCCCAUUUUGACAAUGUGUUAAUGCCUGUUAAAGUUGAUUUUAAUUCAUCAGAUUUGUUCAUAAAUUUCUGAUCUUUUGUAAUUAAUUGAAUAAAAGAUAUUUAAACAGAACAAGAUUUA